UCUGGCAACACUGGCAACUUUCUCUUCUGCUGCGAGGUGCUACUGUGAGAGCGUUUUCAAUGGCAAAUAUUGUUGCUUCUGCCUACUGUGUGGUGCUGGCCAUUCUGCUGGUGCAUACUCGAAGCCACAGCGGGCCGGAAGGGCGAAAAUACUACAAACGGAUUGGAACCAAUGUAACCCUGCCGUGCGAGACAUCUGACAGUCAUACUCCAGUGAUCUGGAGAUUUAAUGGACAUGCGAUAACCCACAAUGAAGGUCACCUUCUUCAAGGCACCAAUCUCACCCUCAUAAACAUAGAUUCAUUACACAGUGGGACCUAUAGCUGCCAUGAAAAACACAGUGAAAGCUUGAAGAAUCAAAUAACAAUUCAAGUUGGAAACCCUCCAGUCCCACCCAAUGUGCUCUGCAGAUCAAAUGCCUACCCUGACACGUUCUACUGCACAUGGCAGCUCUCAAGCCCAACUUACAUCCCAACCGAAUUUGACAUCUCCGUAAGGCACGGAGAUAAGGAAAUUGAGACCAUUAAGGGGGCCAACCACAAGAACAGGUGCAACAUAAAGUUUCCAGAAAUGUUUUCUACAAGCAAAUACACAGUGACAGUAACAGCAAGGAAUGCACUGGGCUCCAGCUCUUCAACCAUUUCUUUCAAUGAGAUUUCCAUAGUGAAACCAGACCCUCCAGAGAUAAUUGAAGUAAAUACAAUUCCUGAUUCCCCAAGCAGACUGGAAGUUAAAUGGAGGAAUCCACUCUCAUGGCCUGAGCCAGAUACUAUGCCGCUCAAGUACUUUCUUAGAUACAAGCCAGUCAUUCUGGAUGACUGGCAGCAUGUCGAGGUGACUGAUGUUCCAUUUCAUACAAUCACUGAUGCAUAUGAAGGGAAGGAACACAUUAUACAAGUUGCUGCUAAGGACAGUGAGAUUGGUACCUGGAGUGAAUGGAGUAAGGCUGUACAUGCAACACCAUGGACUGCAUUUACAUCAGACUACAAGCCUAAAGAAAAAACUACCAAUGUUUCAGAAGAUUUAACCAGUACAACCCCAAGCGUUAGCGCCAACCGACGAAACAACUCUCCGAAAGUGGAAUUAUCCAUGAUGUUGUUCCUUGGCAUGAUCAUGAUUUUACUUAUCUGAUUAUUACUCUGUUUACCUGCAGUAAAAGAGAAAAGCAAUUACGAGAAUCCGUGCUUUUUAUUUUGCACAUGUGGAUGGAUCCAAUGCAUCUCCCUUUCAACAUGAUUCCUGAAGACUACUCCAAGGAAUAUGAACCUCAGAUCCUUGUGAAAGUUCACAGAACAUAAACACAUACACAGAAGGAAAUCAAAAGCAUGGAUCUUUACUGGACACAUCGUCAUGCUGAUGUAUUUUCUUUGAAGGGCAAAUGAAUACCAUUUAAUCUUGCAUCUGGUGAGGGAAAUAUUUUCAAAAAAUAAUGUGAACAAAACCAAUCACAUACAGCUAAAUCAUCAUGCCAAAGACACCAUGAUCUCCAUGACUUUUAACCACAAUGCUCUGCUUCCCGAAAUACAGGCAUCUGUUUAGUGAGGGCAGUUGCUAAUAAUGUCGGGUUACUGUUAGUGACAGUACUGUGAAAUUUUGAGUGUGAAAAUUGUGGUCCGUGAGUUUAUCACAAUUGGUUUAAAACAAUGUUUUGUACUUAUGGCUGAUAACAAAUGAUGGGAUGGAUUGCUCCACUAUGAACAUUAUGCCCUAAAAUGCCUGUGAUGGACUGCAUUGAUUUUUUUUACUGGAAAACAUAUUUGUAUGCUAUUCAAUUAUAACAAUAGUAGAUUCUGUUGUGUUUUAAGAAAACACAUAUCUUCAUUAUUAUCUUUCUUUAAAAAACAAUUAAAAAAAACAAAAAACAUAAAAGGGAUCAAUUUAACUUUUCACAUACUUUCCAAUAUUUCCACCUACAUAAACUUGACCAUACUUAAAUUUAAAUGUGCAGGGAAAAUGACAGGUCCUCUGCCAUCUAUCAAUGACCAGAGAAUCAAUUUUACAGAAGUCAGUAGCUCAGUCCUCAGCUUAGUUAACAAUUUAUUGUAAACAUACAAAAAUGACAAUUAGUGGUUAAGUGUUAGAAUUAGACCAUUGUAAGAAUUAGAAUUCUGAUUUUUUUUAAUAAAAACAAAAUAAAACUUACUUAUUAGAAAAGGAUCAUUUAACAAAGGUGUGUCGUUGAAUAUAAAAGAAUCUGUUUUAUUGCCAAGGCUCUGUAUGUAUUUAGAACUUAUUACCAUGCUCACUACACAUGCUUGAAAUGGCAUUGCUCUAUGAUAAUGCACUUAUCAAGCCCUAUUUCUGUCCAGCCAAAAUCAAGUUCAACAACAAACAACAUUUUUAUUUAAUAGCAUUUUAUAAUUUUACAAUUAUAAGUCCAAUUUUAUAUAACAUGAUUAAUGGAAGUUUUGAGCUGUGCUUUGUUUCUAAAAAAAAGUGCCUAGUGGCCUAUAAGUUGGAUUGUGAGUUCUGUGUUUUGCACUACUGUGCAAUUGAUUUGUGAUGUCUUUAUAUGUAAAUGGUGUUCUUCUAUAUGAACCAUGCAAUUUUCAAAAUUUGAUUGGCACUUCCAAGUGCAUUACACACGCAUGAAAGUAAGAUGGUUGAAUCAAAGUGCAUACAUGACGUGACAUUAUCUGCCGUGCAAUGCUCAUGAUGAGCAUUGCAGCAGAAAAUGGAUUACAUUUUGCUUGUUUAAAUGUGUUAACAUGGAAAAUGUAACAUAGAAUAUUACAGCACAGUACAGGCCCUUCAGCCCACAAUGUUGUGCUGACAUUUUAUCCUGCUCUAAGAUCUAUCUAACCCUUCCCUCCCAUAUAGCCUUCCAUUGUUCUAUCAUUCAUGUGGCUACCUAAGAGUCUUUUAAAUGUCCCUGAUAGAUCUGCCUCCACCACCUCUGCUGGCAGUGCAUUCCACACACCCACCUCUCUCUGUGUAAAAAAAAAACACUUACCUCUGACAUCCCCUCUAUACCUUCUUCCAACCACCUUAACAUUAUGCCCCUUCCUGUGAGCCAUUUUUGCCCUGGGAAAAAGUCUCUGACUGUCUACUCGAUUUAUGCCUCUUGCCAUCUUGUACACCUCUAUCAAGUCACGUCUCAUCGUCCUUCAUUCCAAAGAGAAAAGCCCUAGCUCGCUCAACCUAUCCUCAUAAGACAUGCUCUCCAAUGCAGACAGCAUCCUGGUAAAUCUCCUCUUCACCCUCUCUAAAGCUUCCACAUCCUUCCUAUAAUGAGGCAACCAGAACUGAACACAAUACUCCGAGUGUGGUCUAACCAGAGCUUUAUAGAGCUGUUGACCAAUCACCUGACCAUGUUUUCAUGGAGCUAAAUUCACUGCAACUUAAAGGGCUUCUCACUCAUUUCACUCUUACUGCACUUUGAAAACUGUCUGACUAUGUAGGAGGUCACUAAAUCCUGUGUAGCAACUUUGGGUAAGGGACAUUGCCACUUCUUUAGUUAUUACCCUUUUGCCAUGAGAGCUUCUGUGGUAUCUCUAGCUGUGAGAUCUGCAGGACAGAUACUGGAGUCAGUGCAUACAUGCACAGGGACCAAGAGAGAGGAGGAGAGGACCAGCAUGUCUGCUGGUCCUUAUUCUAAGAACAAAGAGAGAACAAUGUUCUUACAGUUCUCCAAUGAGUAAUUACGAAGGCUACUGUUCUUUUUAUGUCAGUGGUGACUAAGCUGUAACCGCAGGUAGGCUGAGCUCUAAUCAUGGACCUGUGCUUGAAUUACGCUGCCGAAAAAGGCCAAGAUCGCUGUCAUCAUGAACUUCCUAAUCUCUAGAUCAAUCCAAAUAGUGGCAGAGCAUUACUGCUGCGUAUCAUAGUUGUGUACUGUAGCUUUACUUCCUUCUCAAAGUAAAGUGGCCUACUCUCCUUUUCCUUGUGCAGAGAUCAUUAGGCAGGGUAUCCGUGUAGAUUUGUGAGGAUUUAGGGAUUCUUGUCUAGGGAUCGAUAGACUGUACUCGUGUGGAUCUUCAGACUCUCCUUGAGAACAUAUGGUUCUUCAUGAAUUGGAAGGGUUCUCAUACCAUGGACAUACAAUUUGUGGUCAACAAUUAAAAAAAAAACAUUUGUGUGAUUAAUGCCAUGUAUCCAGGGAGUUCAUAUUCACAACAGAUUCAAUAGCUGUGUUGCCUUGCUACUUAUACAGCAGGAUUGAAUCUAGAGUAAUUUCUCAUCAUGACAAAAGACUAUGAUAAUUCUGGGGCAUGCUAAUUAAAUGUUACCACAUUAAGCACUAUGAAACAAAAAAAAUUCUAUUGAAUGAUCAAUUUUUCAUUUCUAUUGAAAAAUCAAGUGAAUGAAACCUUAUCAUUUAUGAAUGAAAGAAAUGGUGAUGAUGUGAAGAAUACAUUGAGCAUCCCCAAUCAUCCUUGAUGUCUUCUUUCCAAAAGCAGUGUAGACUCUGGUACUUCCCAAGUUCAUAUCACUGGAUUCCUGAGAAAGAGCCAAUGAAGAAUGUUGCCCAUUCCAUUAAAACAUUGCCAGCUGUGAGACCAAUUUCAGCAAUUUUAUCUCCUUAACAGAAAUAGAUAGUUGACCUUGGAAGAUAAUCUGAAGAUGUGUGCUCUGUUUAAUGUGAGCACAUAUACCACCCUAUCCAUUCCAACUGCUUUGAUUCUCUGGAUGAGUUAUAAGUGAUUACGUAACCUUAAGAAUACCCUCAUAUCUAGAACACCAUUUCAUUAAUGUCUACAUUUGACUUUUUGAAAAACUUCACUGAUGAGGCGACAGGUACAGGACAAAGCGUGUUGCAUGUACUUCCUCUCAAGGGUCUAAAGAUUCCACUUUUAACAUGAUAAAGUUCAGAAACAAAAUCCAUACACAUAAUUAACUAGACAAUGUGAGUAACUGCUAAAGCCCUUGACAUCUCUCAUACUGUAUGUAGUUGGCCAACUGGUGAAUGCAGCAAACAUUUCCUCUUGCAUCAGUAAGAGUCUUUCCAUGUAUGCUCCACUGCAGUAGUCAUUAUCUGAGUCCUCCUGGGGAGAACUGAUGUGUGAUCUUUCCCUCCAGGGGAAAGGCGCACUAAUUUCCCUAUGGCUCUGACCUAACUGCUGCCCAUGAUGCCAAGUGUCCCUCCAUCCCUCACCUAACCUGCUUGAUCCAGAUCUGAGCUGAUGCUUUGUGGUGUCAAUCACAAGGAUGCAAAAUCUUCUCAUUCUUUUCCUCCUCCUCUCCAUGGAGUGGAAAUACUGGAGGGAAGCUGGGGAGGUAGUUUCUUCUAUGUAAUAAAGGCAUGGUCAUGUUAGGAGGAGGGUUCAGCAAACAUGCACAUAAACAAAAAUAGAAUAUUUACUUUUAUGAAGGGAGGAGACACAUCAGAAGUCCUCUAGAAACUUGCUUGGCUCUAGCAGAACUGGGCCCUUUGUAACCCCAAUAUCCAUUAGUAGGAGGACCCUCUUCUCCAGCCUGGUGAGUACUUGGAACUGAAAAGAUCCACCUAAGUUUGUUGCCUUAGGUCACCUUAUUCUGACAAUGGAGAAAGAUCAUUUCAAUGUGAUGAAAUGGACGUGUUUCAUAUUUUAGUUGUUGCGACUAAUUCAGAGCUGGGUGAGUUGUUCACUAAAGUUGAAACAUUGACUAGUGUACAAGGGCAGCUAGGUUCAUGGGUGACAUACUGAAAUAGGUGUGUGUGAGUUUAUGUGUGAAUGCAGGGAUCUAUGUCUUGAGCUGUGAAAUAUGUAGGUACUGCAGGUGCUAUUUCAAAGCUGCUUUUGUGAGUUACAGUUCUAAGCGGCAGGGCACACAUCUUGACAAGAUACAUGAAGUGAUUGAAUUUCUGCCUGCAAUACUCCAAUCAAUGCAGUGGAUCACUUCUGGCAAUUGCUUCUCCUCUCAGCUCAUUUUCUUCUUUGAUUUGGGAGCUGUGCAAUCAUCCCUAGUGCAGAGAACUUGAACCUUCCUCUACAUCAUCCAUAGGGUUCCUCUGAGAAGUAGGAGGAAUACUCCUCCUCUGCACCACCCCCCAUGCAACCAGUUUAGCAGAAACCUGCACGUUCACUUCCAACAGUGCUGUCGCUCAAUUGACAUGUACUCUUUCUGAUGAAAAUUAACGCAUGAAUGAAUCAAUGUGUGCAUGAUAUUCAGCUACUGGUCAUCAUGAACCGUGAAUUAUCAGAAGAAAUGAAGUGUUGCAUGUUCAAAAUGCUCAUGGACAUAUUCACAUGAUAAAAUUAGUGUAUGAAUUAAUUAGCACGUGCACAGUUUUGAUCUAUAAAUUGUUAUGAGCCAUGCACUAAAAGGCAAAUUAGAAUUUUGUGUGCUGAAAAUGCACAUAGAUAUUUUCACAGCAAUCCUGAUGAUAAGUCAAGCUUCAGUGGCACCAACAAGAAUAGGCACAGUCUAAUUAUGCAGCACAGAUUUGGUGCUCCUGUUUAGGAGUGAUCCAAUUUCUAGGCCGGUGUUUUCUGGGCAUGUGUCCAUCAAAUUUGGACAACUGUAAACACAGUGAAAUAUCCAUUACAACUUUUCUCCUAAAGGCUUAAGAAUGUAAAGACAUGUAUAGUUUCUCUGCUUUUUAAAAUUUUAGUAGGUAGUGCUAAACAAUAUUUUUGCCAUGCAAACAAGGAUAUGGUCAAACUUAAUGGAGCUUCAUUAAAAAGGUACCAUUGCUUUUUGCACUGGGUUAGAAAUAUCUUUUAAUUUGUCUCUGGCUUUCUAUGAACAGAUACUAGAGAGAAGCAAGAGAUUUCUCCACUUGUCUGUUUUAUAGUUAUUACAGUCAUAUAUAAUUACACAUGACUGAAGGCAAACUAGAACUACCUGUUUGAAAACUUAUUGAAAGUCACAGUGGAUUAAAAUUUUACCUGGCUACCUCUGCAUACAAAUCAUUGUAGCUAGUUCCUUCUUGUGCAUUAUUUGGUCUCCAUCUCACACAGUUCCUAUAUUCUAUGGAGCCUUGGUAAGGUUUAUUCUAUUAUACCAAAGGGAAAAUCACUUUUAACAGGGAUUUAUUCUCAUCAAUGAUUAUUGGCAUUAUAUUUAUUAAAGCUUACUCUACUUCUUUCCCAUGAAUUGUAUUAUGAUUGUAAUCUGUUGCAUGUGGUUUAAUAUUUAUCACAGAUAUUCCUGGUGAAGAUAUUGCCUUGUGAACUGAUGAAAUGGAUACUUCUGAAUAUUGUAUUAAAAAACAGCAUUAAGUGAUGAUUGCAUUUCAAGUUAUUCACCCAGUUAUCCACAUUGUUCUAAUUACAACUGCAUCUACUUGUAACAUUUCACGAUAUUACCACAUCUGGUGCAAUAUACUGUGCCAAUACUUUAUUCAGUCACAAAGAACAUGUUCAUCAUUUCAGACUUGUUUGUGUAAUUCUCGAAACAAACACAUAGAAGAGAUUCCACUGUGUGUACUUUCUUCGUGUACUUUCUUGCUCUUUUAUGAAUAACUAUAUCUUACAGGAACAAUCCAAAACCCCAAUGUUUGUGCUUAACAUUUUUUCUCUGAGAAUACUUAUUACCAGU
Messenger RNA from Pristis pectinata (smalltooth sawfish), 7463 nucleotides. RefSeq names its product ciliary neurotrophic factor receptor subunit alpha-like. Gene Ontology annotation, biological process: cytokine-mediated signaling pathway. Lineage: Eukaryota; Metazoa; Chordata; Chondrichthyes; Rhinopristiformes; Pristidae. The transcript is spliced from 9 exons. Bases 60 to 1130 code for a protein of 356 amino acids. The record is from RefSeq and is a predicted model, not a curated record. Gene Ontology annotation, cellular component: external side of plasma membrane. Gene Ontology annotation, molecular function: protein binding; cytokine receptor activity.